Molecule: messenger RNA, 838 nt
Organism: Cydia amplana
Lineage: Eukaryota; Metazoa; Arthropoda; Insecta; Lepidoptera; Tortricidae
Exons: 1
Coding region: 121-810 (229 amino acids)
Source: RefSeq, a predicted model, not a curated record
UCAAUCAUUGGCUAGCGUUUUUAUUUAACUUGAUGGUAUAUAAAUAAAUUGUAUAAUUUUAUUUAUGUUACUGUGAGUGGAAAUAAGUGUGAUAGUUACUUUUACAAUAGGUGAAAUAAUAUGGGUAUAGAAAACAUGCGUCGCUGGCCCAUGUAUUUGAUGUUCGCCGUGUGCAUUCUGCUGGUCCUUUCACUAUUAAAUAGUGGAAGUAUGCUCACCGUGUUGCGAAACAGAGUAGCUGAGAUGAGCGUACAACUUCAAGAAUGCUCUAAACAACAGACCUCAUGCAUGGAAGAGUCCCUACGGCUUCUUGAACAAAAAGACGGUUACGUUUCAAAACUCGACGAUCUCGACAAAGAAAAAGGGAAACUGAUUGACGACAUCAAAGACUAUAAAUAUAAAUUAACAGAGACGGAACUUAAAGUUAAUAGAACGAAAAUAGACGAGCAGCUGUGCGUGGCGGAGCGGGAGUCUUUAAAAAAUCUGCAGCUGAGCAAAGAAGGUGUGAUCCAGACUUUGAGAUUAGAAAAAGUCACUUUAACGGAUCAAUUGGCUGAUAGAAAAAAGAAGAUAGAAGAUUUGGAGAAGCAGGUAGAAAAUUUAAAGGCAACUUUAGCUUCUAUGGCUACAAAGCCAGCUGCGAACAUAGUGUCAUCUAAAGUUACUCCGGCAGCCCAGCCUCCAAAGUUAAGCCCUGCUUUGAACGCUCACGAACCGCUUAAUGAACCUAUCCUUGACAAUGACGCCAAGGAAGACAUUGAUGAUACAAAUGUGUUAAAUGAUGAUCAAGGGUUUGAUCCACAGAUGUAAAUAUUUUUUUAAGGUAAAGGAAUAAUCU